Messenger RNA from Trichomonas vaginalis G3, 597 nucleotides. Its product is annotated as ATP binding. Gene Ontology annotation, biological process: cellular response to unfolded protein; protein refolding. Gene Ontology annotation, molecular function: ATP binding; ATP-dependent protein folding chaperone; heat shock protein binding. Bases 1 to 597 code for a protein of 198 amino acids. The record is from RefSeq and is a predicted model, not a curated record. NCBI's taxonomy places the organism in Eukaryota, Parabasalia, Trichomonadida, Trichomonadidae. Gene Ontology annotation, cellular component: cytoplasm. The transcript has a single exon.
AUGUCUUCGUCAUAUGUUGGUAUUGAUCUUGGUACUACAUAUUGCAGUGCCGCCGUGUUCAGUAAUGAUAAGGCCAAAGUGUUCGAGUUUGAUGGAGAAAACUCAAUCCCCUCAAUGGUGUAUUAUGGCACACCAAAUCAAUAUGGUUAUAAAGCCCAAAAGUUAUUAAACAAUAAUGAAUACACAAAGAAUGUUAUUUAUGAUAGCAAAAGAAUGCUUGGUAAAACAUAUAAAGAUUUAUCUAAUGAAAUUCCUAAAUGGACUUUUGGUGUCAAGCCAGACAGCAAUGGAAACCCACUUAUUCUAAUUGAUAACGGAAAAUGCCAAACAAAAAUUAAACCUUAUGAAGUUUCAGCUUCAAUACUAAAUUACAUUCGAAAAAAUCUGGAGAAAAAAGGUAUCCCACUUGAUCAUGUUGUAGUAACUGUUCCUGCGCAUUUUGAUCAAAAGCAGCUUGAUGAGGUUCGAAAUGCUGUAAAAAUUGCAGAAUUUCCUAAUCCAGAGAAGGUUUUUCUUUUCAAGGAGCCAUCAUCUGCUGCCCUUUGUUAUAGGAAUACUAUAUCAUUAGAUAAAGAAAGGAGAUCUCUCUUUGGUUAA